This is a messenger RNA of Aspergillus pseudoviridinutans, 1764 nucleotides long. Its product is annotated as fungal specific transcription factor domain-containing protein. Gene Ontology annotation, molecular function: sequence-specific DNA binding; DNA-binding transcription factor activity, RNA polymerase II-specific; zinc ion binding. Lineage: Eukaryota; Fungi; Ascomycota; Eurotiomycetes; Eurotiales; Aspergillaceae. The transcript has 2 exons. Bases 1 to 1764 code for a protein of 587 amino acids. Gene Ontology annotation, biological process: DNA-templated transcription; positive regulation of transcription by RNA polymerase II. The record is from RefSeq and is a predicted model, not a curated record.
AUGUCCAAGGGUGCAUUGGCGCAGCGCAUUGAGAUGCUGGAGGCACAGCUCUCUGACAUCACGGAAAGAACGCCAUCUGCCAGUGGAGACCCCCCUGUAAACUCGCCAGUUGCACUACAGGCUGCCCAAGAGGAACGUCAGCCGCUCACAAACGGCCGAGUCUCGGCGUACUUUGGGCCUUCAUCCGGCGUGACCAUCACCGAGAAUCUGAGUCGGAUAGUAGAGGACGCUGCUUGGACAGAUAAAUCGAUUCCGAUCAGUGACGCAGAUCAACAGGAACAACGGUCGCCUGCCACUACAGUUGGGCAAGGCGACGUUGUGCCACCUGACGAUGUGGUUGGGAUGCAACUCCUCGAGGGAUACUUUAGCAAUAUGCACAUGCGAUUGCCAUUCGUCGACCGCGCGGAAAUUCUCCAGCUACACGCUAGACGAUCCGAUUCGCAUGACUUAAGCCCGCAAGAGCGAUACGGAAUGUUCAAGCUGUUCAUGGUGUAUGCCAUUGGAGCUGCGAUGCUACAGGUGACUGAAAGACGCGACUCGACUCCCCCCAGUGCAUUUUUUGAAAAUGCAAUACAAUUCGACGACACACUCCGGGAGUCGCUUUCCAUUGCUGGAAUUGAAGCGCGGAUGCUGAUGGUCCUGUACGAGUUGCGAUCGAGCUCUAGCUCCAGCGUGUGGUACAGCAUUGGCCUGGCGAUGCGGAUCUGCACUGAUUUUGGGAUGCACCGCGAAACACACUACAGGAGUCUGAGGCCGUAUGAGGCGCAGCUGCGGCGAAGAUUGUUCUGGAGCGUAUACGUGAUCGAGCGAUAUGUGUCGUGGUCGCUUGGACGACCAUUUAGCAUUGCAGAGGAGGAGAUCGAUGCGAAGCUUCCGGCUGACACCGAGGUAAUGAUCAACCACGAUGACAAAGUGAAAGACCCAUCGAAUGUCGCGGAUAGAGCAGAAAUACCAAUCCUCAGACGAUUCAUUGCCACCGUUCGUCUGCAACGGAUCAUGUCCUGCAUACAUACCAAAAUCUACCGCGUGGACAGAGAAAUGUCUACAUUAGUCCCAGAGAUUUCUCCGUUAUUGGCUUCGCUGGAGGAGUAUAAAUUGGCACUCCCCCCUCUGGAGCCUCACGAGGAUGACUUUAUCCAAAUGCAUUGGAAUAACUGUAUCCGUGCUCUGCUUCAGCCCUUCUUGAGCAUUCUCAAUCCAGAGGAUGGUCUUAUCAAGACCUGCCUGCAUGCAUCAGGCCAGACGUGCCAGUUUUUCAAGCGCUUGCGCCAGAAGAAUGCGUCGGGAUACUCAUUCCUACUGGUGAAUGCGGUGUUUGUUGCCGGACUUACAAUGUGUUUCUGUCUGUUCCGAUCUCCCCGUCUGUGGACAACGAGCGUUGCAAAUGAUCUUCGCGCCUGCUCGUCGGCGCUGUUCGUCAUGGCGGAGCGCAAUCCCAGCCUAAGAAAGUAUCGCGACGGCUUGGAGAAUACGAUUAACCAAGCAAUGGACUUUGUCAAUGAGGCGUCAUCUGGUAGUUUGUGUACAUCGAACCAGCCUACAGCGGGAGGAGAGGCGCUGCAGAUACCGACCCUGGCCAUUCUCGAGGACUCUGGUAAUCCUACGGCGAGUGUUUUGGAUUCGCACGCCGCACCUUUUUCGGUAGAGGCUCGGGGACACGGAGAUCCUCUGGAUGUGCGAAAUCCGUUCACAGGAAUCUUUACCGAAGACUUUUGGACUGGAGACGGGUUCAAUCUACCCCUGCUGGAUGGCUUUGCUUGGUGA